UUAUUUUUUUGUAGGCUUAAAGCAACCCUGCUCCACCAAGCCUUUUCUCUAUCAAUUUUACAUUUUCACAAUCCUUCACAGGGGUAAAACAUCUAUGUGUAAUUUAACACUAAGCCAUUUAUCAAUCAAUUUUACAUUUUCACAAUCCAUCACAGGGCUAAAACGUCUAGGUGUAAUUUAGCUAUUAAUUCAAUUUUCCAGAUUCUGUAGAUUGCUAUCCAUGCCAUCCUGAGUACUGGCCCAACAAAGAAAAGGACAAAUGUCUUCCAAAAACAGUGGAGUUUCUUGCCUGGGAUGAGAUCCUCAGUAUCAUCCUCGGUGUUUUCUCUUUAGCCGGAGCUUUAGUAGCUUUGAGCAUGGCUUUAGUUUUCUACAAAAACAGGACCUCUCCGAUAGUAAAAGCCAACAACUCAGAGCUGAGCUUCCUACUGCUUUUCUCACUGGCUCUGUGUUUUCUCUGUUCACUUACUUUCAUUGGUCGGCCCACUGAGUUGUCCUGUAUGUUGCGUCACACAGCAUUUGGAAUCACUUUUGUCCUCUGUAUCUCCUGUGUUCUGGGGAAAACAAUAGUGGUGUUAAUGGCUUUCAGGGCAACACUUCCAGGAAGUAAUGUUAUGAAAUGGUUUGGACCUCCUCAACAGAGACUCAGUGUUUUGGGUUUCACUCUUGUACAGAUACUUAUAUGUGUGCUUUGGUUAACAAUAUCCCCCCCGUUUCCUUACAACAAUAUGCAACACUACAAAGAAAAGAUCAUUCUAGAAUGUGGUUUAGGAUCAGCAAUAGGUUUCUGGGCUGUACUGGGUUAUAUUGGCCUCUUAGCUUUCUUUUGCUUUGUUUUAGCUUUUCUUGCCAGAAAGCUGCCUGAUAACUUCAAUGAGGCUAAGUUCAUCACAUUCAGUAUGCUCAUCUUCUGUGCUGUAUGGAUCACAUUUGUUCCAGCUUAUGUUAGCUCUCCUGGGAAAUUUACUGUAGCUGUGGAGAUAUUUGCCAUUUUAGCUUCAAGCUUUGGUCUGAUUCUCUGUAUUUUCGCUCCUAAGUGUUUUAUUUUAGUUUUUAGACCAGAGCAAAAUACCAAAAAACAUUUAAUGGGUAAAGUACAAUCAAAAGCCCUCUGAAACGCACACACACAGCUUUCAUGCCAACAGUUUAAUUUAUAAGACAUUUUUAUUUUAUUGGGUCAACAUUCACACCUGAUAUAGCUUAUAUAUAGUUUUACAGGUUUCUGAUAACAUGUGAAACUUAGCAUGUACUAUGUAUUGUAAAAAAUAAAUAAAUAAAUGAAUGAAAAACUUCAAAUGAAAUAAUAAUAAUAAUAAUAAUAAUAAUAAUAAUACCGGUAUUUAAAGCUGCGGUAGGGAACUUUUGACGCUCUAGCGGUAAAUAAACAGAACUGCUUGUGUCUUGCGGAAGAACAUCAUAGCCGGAACUACUUCUCUCUGUUUAUGUCUAUGAAGAAUCACAAAGGUACUGGGUUAUUCUGCCGCGGUAUCCCCGAAGCAAUCUAAAAUAGUCCGAAUAUAAACACUUAUUAUAGGUGCACCCUAGUGAUUCAGGACAAGCUAAAAACACGGUUUGGAAAGUGGAUUCAUGGUGUACUCGCUUAUUAUAUACAUUUUUCUACAUUUUGAACAAAAAAAAAGUUACGGACCGCAGCUCUGAUUGGUUAUUUUUUACCGGGAGCGAUGGAGUUUCUGCAAAUGGCAAUAGGACCAGUGGGAGGGGCCAGAGGAGCUUGAUUUUUUUUCACAGAUUAUCUGUCUCAUAUUCUACUGUCAGGACAUAAUGACAGGUUUAAUAAAUAUAUAUAAAAAUAUAUUUUUUUUACAAAAGUUCCCUACAGCACCUUUAAUCUUUCAUUAAGCAUGUUUGAGUUUUAGAUAAAUUAAUAAAAUAAGAUUUUAUAUAAUAGUCCAAUAUUUGUGAUGUUUUACAAAUUCAUGUAAAAAAAAAAAACUAUUUGUACCAUUCAUCUUCUUUGGUAGUUUUUCCAUUCACAAAUUAUUUAUACAGUGUUUAAUUAUGUAGAGAUCACGAGAGAAGAAAUAAUGAUCACAUAAAACUAGACCUUUUUAUAAUUGUUGUUGCUGCUGUGAAAUCACAACUGUGGGUGAGAGCUGGAGAAAGAGCACCGCCUGUAGCCUAACCACAUAAAAGUAAGGCAAAACACAACUAUUAAUUCCAUCACGGACAUCUUUACUCAUUACAACAGAACUCUUCCUCUUAAGUCAUUUUCACAAUGGAUUUGUAAGUACCGCAUAUAUUUUAUGGUACUCAUGUCAACAAAUUAAAGCAUUCACACUAGACGCAGAAGUAUUUUAUUUAUUUUUUUUUGUCAAAAUACACAUUGACGUGAAACAUUAUCAAAUUUGCCAUAAAGUGAUUUCUACUCUAACAACCUAUAACUUUCAGCACUGUGAAAAAUUAAUAAAUAAAAUGAAAUAAAAUAAAAUUCCCAAAAACACAUUGCAUGUUGGUUUGCUCAAACCUCAAAAGCAUGUUUUAAUUUAACCUUAAUUGAUCUUUUGCGGGCAUAUCACUGUCUUUGAUAAGUCAUGCAUUUUUUAUUAUUAUUAUUUAUUUAGCUCUAAAAGUAUCAUAUUAUUAUGUAAAAUGAGAAUUUGUUAUGUUUCAUUGAAUAUUUAUUUUACAAAAAAAAAAACAGACAGCCAAAACCUAAAAAAAUCUGAUGACUUUUGGAGACAUAUGGUAGCACAUGAUGGCAUACAAAUAUAGAAAAUAUCAGUAGCCACUAUAUGGCUGUAUAUAGGCUAAAAUCAAAAAACCAU
Molecule: messenger RNA, 2786 nt
Organism: Carassius gibelio (silver crucian carp)
Lineage: Eukaryota; Metazoa; Chordata; Actinopteri; Cypriniformes; Cyprinidae
Product: extracellular calcium-sensing receptor-like
Exons: 1
Coding region: 357-1115 (252 amino acids)
Biological process (GO): G protein-coupled receptor signaling pathway
Cellular component (GO): membrane
Molecular function (GO): G protein-coupled receptor activity
Source: RefSeq, a predicted model, not a curated record